AUGGAGCACGAGAAGGAUCCAGGAUGGCAAUAUCUUCGCCGCUCGAGAGAGCAAAUGCUGGAGGACCAAUCCAAGCCAUAUGACUCCAAGAAAAACUGCUGGAUCCCAGAUCCAGAAGAGGGAUACCUCGCUGGAGAAAUCACCGCCACCAAGGGAGACACCGUCACCAUCGUCACCGCUCGUGGAAAUGAGGUCAACCUCAAGAAGGAGUUGGUUCAAGAGAUGAAUCCACCAAAGUUCGAGAAGACCGAGGACAUGUCCAACUUGACUUUCCUCAACGACGCCUCCGUCUUGCAUAACUUGCGUUCCCGUUACGCUGCUAUGCUCAUCUACACCUACUCCGGACUUUUCUGUGUCGUCAUCAACCCAUACAAACGUCUUCCAAUCUACACUGACUCUGUUGCCCGUAUGUUCAUGGGAAAGAGAAAGACCGAAAUGCCACCACAUUUGUUCGCUGUCUCUGAUGAGGCCUACCGUAACAUGCUCCAGGAUCAUGAGAAUCAAUCUAUGCUCAUUACCGGAGAAUCCGGAGCUGGAAAAACUGAGAACACCAAGAAGGUUAUUGCCUACUUCGCCUCCGUCGGAGCUUCCCAACAGGAAGGAAACGCCGCUGCUGAUCCAACCAAGAAGAAGGUCACCCUUGAGGACCAAAUCGUCCAGACCAAUCCAGUACUUGAAGCCUUCGGAAACGCCAAGACUGUCCGUAACAACAACUCAUCCCGUUUCGGAAAGUUCAUCCGUAUCCACUUCUCCAAACACGGACGCCUCGCUUCUUGCGAUAUCGAGCAUUACUUGCUCGAGAAAUCUCGUGUCAUCCGUCAAGCCCCAGGAGAGCGUUGCUACCAUAUCUUCUACCAAAUCUACUCUGACUUCCGUCCAGAGCUCAAGAAGGAACUUCUUCUUGAUCUUCCAAUCAAGGACUACUGGUUCGUUGCCCAAGCUGAGUUGAUCAUUGACGGAAUCAAUGACGUCGAAGAGUUCCAACUUACUGACGAGGCUUUCGACAUCCUCAACUUCUCUGCCACCGAGAAGCAAGAUUGCUACCGUCUCAUGUCUGCUCUUAUGCACAUGGGUAACAUGAAGUUCAAGCAACGUCCACGUGAAGAGCAAGCCGAGCCAGAUGGUACCGAUGAGGCUGAGAAGGCUUCCAACAUGUACGGAAUCGGAUCUGAAGACUUCCUCAAGGCUUUGACCAAGCCACGUGUCAAGGUCGGAACCGAAUGGGUAUCCAAGGGACAGAACUGCGAACAAGUCACCUGGGCCGUCGGAGCCAUGGCCAAGGGUCUCUACUCUCGUGUCUUCAACUGGCUUGUUAAGAAGUGUAACUUGACUCUGGAUCAAAAGGGAAUUGAUCGUGACUACUUCAUCGGAGUACUCGAUAUUGCCGGAUUCGAAAUCUUCGACUUCAACUCCUUCGAACAGUUGUGGAUUAACUUCGUAAACGAGAAGCUCCAACAAUUCUUCAACCAUCACAUGUUCGUCCUCGAGCAGGAAGAAUACGCUCGUGAAGGAAUCCAAUGGACCUUCAUUGAUUUCGGUCUUGACUUGCAAGCUUGUAUCGAGCUUAUUGAGAAGCCACUCGGUAUCAUCUCCAUGCUCGAUGAAGAGUGUAUCGUACCAAAGGCUACUGACUUGACUCUUGCCUCCAAGCUUGUCGACCAACAUCUUGGAAAGCAUCCAAACUUCGAGAAGCCAAAGCCACCAAAGGGAAAGCAAGGAGAAGCUCACUUCGCCAUGCGGCACUACGCCGGAACUGUCCGUUACAACUGCAUGAACUGGCUUGAGAAGAACAAGGAUCCACUCAACGACACCGUUGUCUCUGCCAUGAAGGCUUCCAAGCUCAACGACCUUCUUGUCGAGAUCUGGCAAGACUACACCACUCAAGAAGAGGCUGCCGCUAAGGCCAAGGAAGGAGGUGGCGGUGGAAAGAAGAAGGGAAAGUCUGGAUCUUUCAUGACUGUCUCUAUGCUCUACAGAGAGUCCCUCAACAACUUGAUGACUAUGCUCAACAAGACUCACCCACAUUUCAUCCGUUGCAUCAUUCCAAACGAGAAGAAACAAUGCGGAAUGAUCGACGCCGCUUUGGUUCUCAACCAGCUUACUUGCAACGGAGUGUUGGAAGGAAUCAGAAUUUGCAGAAAGGGAUUCCCCAACAGAACCCUCCAUCCAGACUUCGUCCAGCGUUACGCUAUCCUUGCCGCCAAGGAGGCCAAGUCCGAUGACGACAAGAAGAAGUGUGCUGAGGCCAUCAUGUCCAAACUCGUCAACGACGGAUCCCUCAACGAGGAAAUGUUCCGUAUCGGUCUCACCAAGGUCUUCUUCAAGGCCGGAGUUCUUGCUCAUCUCGAAGACAUCCGUGACGAGAAACUUUCCACCAUCCUCACUGGAUUCCAAUCCCAGAUCAGAUGGCACUUGGGACUCAAGGAACGCAAGCGUCGUAUGGAGCAACGUGCCGGACUUCUCAUCGUCCAACGCAACGUCCGCUCCUGGUGCACACUCCGUACCUGGGAAUGGUUCAAGCUUUACGGAAAGGUCAAGCCAAUGCUCAAGGCCGGAAAGGAAGCCGAGGAGCUCGAGAAAAUCAACGACAAGGUUAAGGCUCUUGAGGAGUCCUUGGCCAAGGAAGAGAAACUCCGCAAGGAAUUGGAGGAGUCCUCUGCCAAGCUCGUCGAGGAGAAGACUUCCCUCUUCACCAACUUGGAAUCCGCCAAGACCCAACUCUCCGAUGCCGAAGAGAGACUUGCAAAGCUUGAGUCUCAACAAAAAGACGCCUCCAAGCAGCUCGCCGAGCUCAACGACCAACUCGCCGAUAACGAAGACCGUACCGCUGAUGUUCAGCGCGCCAAGAAGAAGGUUGAGGCCGAGGUCGAGGCUUUGAAGAAGCAGAUCCAAGAUUUGGAGAUGUCUCUCCGCAAGGCUGAGUCCGAGAAGCAAUCCAAGGACCACCAGAUCAGAUCUCUCCAAGACGAAAUGCAACAACAAGAUGAGGCUAUUGCCAAGCUCAACAAGGAGAAGAAGCACCAAGAGGAGAUCAACCGCAAGCUCAUGGAGGACCUCCAAUCCGAAGAGGACAAGGGUAACCACCAGAACAAGAUCAAGGCCAAGCUUGAGCAAACUCUUGAUGACCUCGAGGAUUCCCUUGAGCGUGAGAAGAGAGCUCGUGCUGAUCUCGACAAGCAGAAGAGAAAGGUCGAGGGAGAGCUCAAGAUUGCUCAGGAGAACAUCGACGAAUCUGGACGUCAACGUCACGAUUUGGAGAACAACUUGAAGAAGAAGGAGUCUGAGUUGCACUCAGUUUCCUCAAGACUUGAGGACGAACAAGCUCUCGUCUCAAAGCUUCAACGCCAGAUCAAGGAUGGACAAUCCCGUAUCUCCGAGCUCGAAGAGGAACUCGAGAACGAGCGUCAAUCACGCUCCAAGGCUGACCGCGCCAAGUCCGAUCUCCAACGCGAGUUGGAAGAGCUCGGUGAAAAACUCGACGAGCAAGGAGGAGCCACCGCCGCCCAGGUUGAGGUCAACAAGAAGCGUGAGGCUGAACUCGCCAAGCUCCGCAGAGAUUUGGAAGAGGCCAACAUGAACCACGAGAACCAACUCGCUGGACUCCGCAAGAAGCACACUGACGCCGUCGCUGAACUCACCGACCAACUUGACCAACUCAACAAGGCCAAGGCUAAGGUUGAGAAGGACAAGGCUCAAGCCGUCCAUGACGCUGAGGAUCUCGCUGCUCAACUCGACCAAGAAACAUCUGCCAAGCUCAACAACGAGAAGCUCGCCAAGCAAUUCGAGCUCCAGCUCACCGAGCUUCAAUCUAAGGCUGAUGAGCAAUCUCGUCAACUCCAAGACUUCACUUCUCUCAAGGGACGUCUUCACACCGAGAACGGAGACCUCGUUCGUCAACUCGAGGAUGCCGAAUCUCAAGUCAGCCAGCUCACCAGACUGAAGUCUCAACUCACCUCUCAACUCGAGGAGGCUCGCCGUACCGCCGAUGAGGAGGCACGCGAACGUCAAACCGUUGCUGCUCAAGCCAAGAACUACCAACACGAAGCUGAGCAACUUCAAGAGUCUCUCGAAGAGGAGAUCGAAGGAAAGAACGAGAUCCUCAGACAACUCUCCAAGGCCAAUGCCGAUAUCCAACAAUGGAAGGCUCGCUUCGAGGGAGAAGGACUCCUUAAGGCUGAUGAACUCGAGGAUGCCAAGAGACGUCAAGCCCAAAAGAUCAACGAGCUCCAAGAGGCUCUUGAUGCCGCCAACUCCAAGAUCGCUUCCCUUGAGAAGACCAAAUCCAGACUUGUUGGAGAUUUGGAUGACGCUCAAGUUGAUGUCGAGAGAGCCAACGGAGUCGCCUCCACUCUUGAGAAGAAGCAAAAGGGCUUCGACAAGAUCAUCGACGAAUGGAGAAAGAAGACCGACGACUUGGCCGCUGAACUCGAUGGAGCUCAACGUGAUCUCCGCAACACCUCCACCGACCUCUUCAAGGCCAAGAACGCCCAAGAGGAACUCGCUGAGGUUGUUGAGGGACUCCGUCGUGAGAACAAGAGCUUGAGCCAAGAAAUCAAGGAUCUCACCGACCAACUCGGAGAAGGAGGACGCUCGGUUCACGAGAUGCAGAAGAUCAUCCGCCGUUUGGAAAUCGAGAAGGAGGAACUCCAACACGCUUUGGACGAGGCUGAGGCCGCCCUUGAAGCUGAAGAGAGCAAGGUUCUCCGCGCUCAAGUCGAGGUUUCCCAGAUCCGUUCCGAGAUCGAGAAGAGAAUUCAAGAGAAGGAGGAAGAGUUCGAGAACACCAGAAAGAACCAUGCCCGUGCCUUGGAAUCAAUGCAAGCUUCCCUCGAGACCGAAGCCAAAGGAAAGGCCGAACUUCUCCGCGUCAAAAAGAAGCUCGAGGCUGACAUCAACGAGCUCGAGAUUGCUUUGGACCACGCCAACAAGGCCAACGCUGAUGCCCAGAAGAACUUGAAGAGAUACCAAGAGCAAAUCCGCGAGUUGCAAUUGCAAGUCGAGGAGGAGCAACGCAAUGGAGCCGACACCCGUGAACAAUUCUUCAACGCCGAGAAGCGCGCCACUCUUCUGCAAUCCGAGAAGGAGGAACUUUUGGUUGCCAACGAAGCCGCCGAGAGAGCCCGCAAACAAGCCGAAUAUGAAGCCGCCGAUGCCCGUGACCAAGCCAACGAAGCCAACGCCCAAGUCAGCAGCUUGACCUCUGCCAAGAGAAAGCUCGAGGGAGAAAUCCAAGCCAUCCACGCCGACCUCGACGAGACCCUCAACGAGUACAAGGCCGCUGAGGAGCGCUCCAAGAAGGCCGUCGCUGAUGCCACCAGACUCGCCGAGGAACUCCGUCAAGAACAAGAACACUCUCAACACGUCGACCGUCUUCGCAAGGGACUUGAGCAACAACUCAAGGAGAUCCAAGUCCGUCUUGAUGAAGCCGAAGCCGCCGCUCUUAAGGGAGGAAAGAAGGUCAUCGCCAAGCUCGAGCAACGUGUCCGUGAACUCGAAUCCGAAUUGGACGGAGAACAACGCCGCUUCCAAGAUGCUAACAAGAACCUCGGACGUGCCGACAGACGUGUUCGCGAACUCCAAUUCCAGGUUGAUGAGGACAAGAAGAACUUCGAACGUCUCCAAGAUCUCAUUGACAAACUCCAACAGAAGUUGAAGACCCAGAAGAAGCAAGUCGAAGAAGCUGAGGAACUCGCCAACUUGAACCUCCAGAAGUACAAGCAACUCACUCACCAACUCGAGGAUGCCGAAGAACGUGCCGACCAAGCCGAGAACUCCCUCUCCAAGAUGCGUUCGAAAUCUCGUGCCUCCGCUUCAGUUGCUCCAGGACUCCAGAGCUCCGCAUCGGCCGCCGUCAUCAGAUCACCAUCCCGUGCCCGUGCUUCUGACUUCUGA
Caenorhabditis remanei is the source of this 5892-nucleotide messenger RNA. RefSeq lists its product as uncharacterized. Gene Ontology annotation, molecular function: ATP binding; actin filament binding; cytoskeletal motor activity. The coding region runs from base 1 to 5892 and encodes 1963 amino acids. Lineage: Eukaryota; Metazoa; Nematoda; Chromadorea; Rhabditida; Rhabditidae. Gene Ontology annotation, cellular component: myosin complex. The record is from RefSeq and is a predicted model, not a curated record. The transcript is spliced from 9 exons.